Amphiprion ocellaris (clown anemonefish) is the source of this 3948-nucleotide messenger RNA. RefSeq names its product ceramide synthase 2-like. Bases 180 to 1394 code for a protein of 404 amino acids. Gene Ontology annotation, molecular function: DNA binding; sphingosine N-acyltransferase activity. Lineage: Eukaryota; Metazoa; Chordata; Actinopteri; Pomacentridae. Gene Ontology annotation, biological process: ceramide biosynthetic process. Gene Ontology annotation, cellular component: membrane. The transcript has 11 exons. The record is from RefSeq and is a predicted model, not a curated record.
AGAAUCUCGGCUCUCUGUCCGGUGUGUUGUGGACCGGAGGCGGCUCGGUUCUGUGGAUGUUCUGCUGUAGGGAAUAAGCCGAGGUGUUGGCAGGGAGGCUGGGUGUUGGAGGCGCUGCUCGGUUCGAGGCUGCAGCGGGAUGUGAGAGGUGCGCAGCGAGGAUCGACACUGAAAACAGGAUGGAGGCCUUGCUGAACGAGUGGCUGUGGCAGGAGGAGUUCUGGCUUCCUCCUGGGAUCCGCUGGCGGGACAUCGAGAUGAAGGAGGACGAGGGUCGGUUCCCUCUUCCCAGAGACCUCAUCUACACCUUACCACUGGCCUUCGCCUUCAUCGCCCUCAGAUACGUCUUCGAGAGGCUGGUCGCUCUCCCGUUAAGCAGAAUUUUAGGUGUGAAGGAUCGGAUUCGGGUUCGAGCUCCGUCCAUCCCGAAGCUGGAGGCGUUCUACAAACAGAACAGUCGGCAGCCGUCGCAGAGUGAGGUGGUGAGUUUGGGGAAGCAGUGUGGACUCUCCCAGAGGAAGAUCCACACCUGGUUCAGACACAGGAGGAACCAGGACCGACCGAGCAACACCAAAAAGUUCUGCGAGGCCUCAUGGCGGUUUGUGUUCUACGUUGUAGCUUUCACAGCAGGACUCGGCUCUUUAAUUAACACUCCCUGGUUCUGGGAUCAUAGAGAGUGUUGGAGGGGUUACCCCAAACAGCCCGUCUCCGAGGCUCACUACUGGUAUUAUGUCCUGGAAAUGAGCUUUUAUUUGUCGCUGCUUCUGUGUGUUUCUGUGGACGUCAAGAGGAAAGAUUUCAAGGAGCAGGUCAUUCAUCACAUUGCAACCCUCUUCCUCAUCGGUUUCUCCUACUGCGGCAACUACGUGAGGGUGGGAACGCUGGUGAUGCUGGUGCAUGACUCCUCCGACUUCCUCCUGGAGUCUGCGAAGAUGUUCCACUACGCCGUGUGGACGAGGACGUGCGACUCGCUGUUCAUCGUCUUCGCUCUGGUCUUCCUGGUCACGAGGCUGGUGGUGUUUCCAGGCAGAGUCGUCCACACGACCCUGGUGGUUUCUCUUGAGUUCUUCCAGCCGUUCCUCGGUUACUACUUCUUCAACGCUCUGCUGUUAGUGCUGCAGGCGCUGCACGUCUUCUGGGCAUAUCUCAUCCUGCGUAUGGUCUACAAGUUCGUCUUCCUGGGAAAGGUUGAACGCGACGAACGAAGCGAUGAAGAAAGCAACGUGGACGAGGAGGAGGAGGAGGAGGAGCCUGAGGACGAAGGUGACGAGUGCAGCUGGGAGCAGAGGAAAGGUGCCAUCAACUCCAAGCUGGCGUCGCUGGCCAACAACUGCGUCCUGAACAACCUGACCAACCAGAGGAACAUCAGCAGCCGACUGCCCAAAGCCAGAUAGUGGAGCAGCUUCAACCUUCAGGAGAUUAACUGAUUUCUGCCACAUCCAGCACGGUCCGUCGAUGAUUUCAGGUCUGCAUCCUGCUUCUCUUCAAAAUAAGGCAAAAAAAAGCACCGAUGAUUGUAGAUCUUCACAACCAGGUUGAGAUGAGGAGGAAACGCCAUCACUAAUGCUGAAAAUAGACAUUAAUCUGGCAAAACAGGGAGAUUUCUCACAUCUAAUCGUAGUUUGUUUUGCAGAUUUUGUUAUUUAUGCUUUUUUCUUUUCGCUGUAUCAUAAUAACUCGUGUGUAAAUAACUCAUUUUCACUCAUUUUUUGGUGAAAAAAAAGAAAAACUGAAGUUUUUAUUCAAAAUAAUCAUGUAAUAUGUGCUAUAAUAUAUUUUAAAGAGAACAAAGUGAUGAUUUAAUUCACCCCCACAGCUUUAUACACAUGGACGUGCUGUGUUUGAUUGUAUGUAGAAGAUUAAUACACUGAUUGUAGUGAAAUCUGUUGAUACAAACCACUUUUUAGACUAUUUUUAUGAAUCGUUUAUUUAACAUUUUAACGUCGGAAUCUGUGGCAGGAAGGAAAAAAUCCCAUAAAGGCGACAAAGUUGUAUUUUUCUGACAGGAUUCAGUUAUUUGAGAAUAUUAACGGCGCCCCCCGGUGCAUGAAGAACACCAUAAACUCCUCACGUCUGACAGAAUGGUGGCUUUUACGAACGACGUAUUGAUCCUGAAAAUACACACUUAUUUGUGUGUUUUUGUUUCUUUUUUUUCUACUUUAACCCUUGUGUCGUCCUGCGGGUCAAAUUGACCGUUUUAAAGUUUGAAAAUGUGGGGGGAAAAAAAAUUCACGGUGAAACUUCUGAUGUCCACAUUUUCAACAUUUUUAGUGGAAAAAAAGAGGUGUCAAAAGUUAAAAAUGUUUCUUAAGUACAUUGACAAACACUUUUUUUAUGUGUAUGUUCUUAAAGAAAAUAUUAGAAAUUUUACUGAUAUAUAUGGAAUCACUUUAGAUAUUUUUAGGAUUUUUUUGAAGGGUUUUACUCAUUUUUUGAAAAUAUUUACAAGAAUUUUCUUGCCAAAUUUGGGGGAUAUUUUUUAAAAUAAAACUUUUAAGGGAAACUUUUAAGGAAUUAUUGGAAUUUUCUUCCUGAAGGUUUUGCACAUUUUCAGAAAUUUGGUGAAUUUUUUUUGCUGAAUUUUUGGAUUUUUUUCAGACAAGGAAACAAUAUUUUUUGGUGUCUGUAAAUGAGGACAACAGGAGGGUUAAGAGAUCAAGGCAGCAUAAUUUCUCAGCGAGGUUUCCUUUGAGGUUUUUCUCCACCGGACUUUUGUUUUGUGCCUUGGCUGUAGUUUUUAUACUCGAUGUUAGAUUUACUUUCACUGGACAAACACUUGGGAAAGGCCUUACUGUGACUUGUGUAUAUGUUUCUGAAUGGAUAAGCCAUGAAAAUGGGCAUUAGGGAGAAAUUUUAGGUAGAUUAGAUGGAUUAUUUACAAAUGCUUUAUGUCUCAGAUGAAGAAUAAAGUCUCAGAGAGCAGACGGUGGUGGAAUAUUUUGAUAAAACUGUGCAGAGCUCCAGUGCUUUACUAGGAAUACGAGGUAACAGUGAAAUACAUGCAGGUGUCUGAACUGCUGCUGGACUCCACAUGUGUUCAACAAUACAAAUGUUGUUCAGAAAGCACCACAAAAUACACACAAUACAUAAUGACAGGUUAGUACUGGGUGGCUGCUGUGUUCGAAAUAUAAUAAUAUGAUAUGUAAAGAUGUGUGUGAUGUGAGUAGAAACAGGAUUUAAAGGCGCUGAGGUGUAAAACAUUAACCCUCCUGUUGUCCUCAUUUACGGGCACCAAAAAAUAUUGUUUCCUUGUCUGAAAAAAAUCCAAAAAUUCAGAAAAAAAUUCCCCAAAUGUCUGAAAAUUUGCAAAACCUUCAGGAAGAAAAUUCCAAUAAUUCCUUAAAAGUUUCCCUUAAAAGCUUUUUUUUUUUUUUUUUUAAAUACCCCAAAUUUGGCAAGAAAAUUCUUGUAAAUAUUUUCAAAAAUGAGUAAAAAUCUUCAAAAAAAUCCAAAAAAUAUCUAAAGUGAUUCCAUAUAUAUCAGUAAAACUUCUAAUAUUUUCUUUAAGAACAUUCACGUAAGAAUUUUUUUAUGUGAAUGUUCUUAAGAAACAUUUUUAACAUUUCUUUUUUUCCACAAAAAAUGUUCAAAGAUUUCCCAAAAAUAUUGAAAAUGUAGACAUCAGAAGUUUCAGUGUGAAAUUAUAUUUUUUCCCACAUUUCCAAACUUUAAAACGGAUCAGUUUUGACCCGCAGGACGACACGAGGGUUAAGUGGGAUUGAAAGGCGCUGAAGUGUAAAACAUUAAGUGGGAUUUAAAGUGAAGUUAAAAGGGCUGAUCCACUGAGUGACACUUCCAGACCCACUGGAAUAUAGUUUGUUUUUUAAUUAAUAUAAAAGCAGAGAAAUGUUCUGCUUCCACUAAAGUUACUCUUGACUGUUAUAUUCUGAGUGCACAUGGAUGCUUUGUUGAAAGGUUUUAAUAAAUUACUUCUAUUGAAUAAAUUAA